AUGGUGAGAUGUAACAGCAGUAUUGAUCAAGUCACAGAGUUUAUUCUUGUUGGAUUUCCAUAUCUCCAUGGCUAUCAACCAGUUUUAUUCAUCAUAUUUCUAGUCAUCUACAUAGUAAUACUUGGAGGAAAUAUUUCCAUACUAAUUGCUGUUGUAACAGAUCAGAAAUUACACAAGCCCAUGUACUUUUUUCUUUGCAACCUGGCUGUUUUAGACCUAAUAUUUACCACUUCAAUAAUUCCAAAAAUGUUAGCAUUGUUCCUAAUCAAUGCCAACACUAUAUCAUUUACAGCAUGUUUUGUACAAAUGUGCCUAUCGCAUACCAUGGGGUUAUUUGAGUGCUUCCUUCUUAUGGUAAUGGCUUAUGACCGCUAUGUGGCAAUAUGCAACCCACUACAAUACUUUUCCAUUAUGAAUAACAGAUUUAAUAUACUAACAGCAUUUUCCAGUUUUGCAGUGGCUUGCACAGUGAUUGUAUCACUUUCUAUUUUUACCGCUCAGUUUCCCUACAGUGGACCGAGCCAAAUUAAUCAUUGCUUUUGUGAUCAUUUUGUUAUUGCCAGAUUAUCUUGUGCAGAUAUCACCCCACUUAUUAUUUGGGCAAUGUCAAUUAUUGUAGUGCUUGUUUCCACACCAUUUGCACUUGUGAUAUUUUCAUACAUAAAUAUAAUUAGAACUGUUUUACAAAUUAGAUCCACAACAGGACGCAAGAAGACAUUUUCUACUUGCAGCUCUCAUUUGACAGUUGUCAGCAUAUACUAUAUGUCAAUUGUUAUUAGUUUUUCUUCAUAUGGAGCAGAAGUUUCUGAUGAAGUCCAUGCACUCGGUACUAUUUUCUUCUCUGUAUUUGCUCCUGCACUAAAUCCAGUUAUUUAUACACUGAGAAAUAAGGAUGUUCGAGAAGGUAUUAAAAAUGUCAUC
Protopterus annectens (West African lungfish) is the source of this 921-nucleotide messenger RNA. Its product is annotated as olfactory receptor 2AT4-like. Gene Ontology annotation, molecular function: olfactory receptor activity; G protein-coupled receptor activity. The transcript has 2 exons. Gene Ontology annotation, biological process: G protein-coupled receptor signaling pathway. Lineage: Eukaryota; Metazoa; Chordata; Ceratodontiformes; Protopteridae. The record is from RefSeq and is a predicted model, not a curated record. The annotation marks the transcript as partial. Gene Ontology annotation, cellular component: membrane.